Messenger RNA from Numida meleagris (helmeted guineafowl), 2586 nucleotides. Its product is annotated as scavenger receptor cysteine-rich domain-containing group B protein-like. NCBI's taxonomy places the organism in Eukaryota, Metazoa, Chordata, Aves, Galliformes, Numididae. The transcript has 2 exons. The record is from RefSeq and is a predicted model, not a curated record. The coding region runs from base 1326 to 2036 and encodes 236 amino acids. Gene Ontology annotation, cellular component: membrane.
AAUGGUCAUGGGGCACUGGGAAUAACACUGAUAUUGGGACUCUGGGAAUGGCACUGGGAAUGGAACAAUGGUCAUGGGGCACUGGGAAUGGCACUGGGAAUGGAACUGGUCAUGGGGCACUGGGAAUGGGACACUGGUCAUGGAGCUCUGGGAAUGGAACUGGUUGUGGGGCUGUGGGAUUGGGACACUGGGAAUGGAACUGGUCAUGAGGCAUGUGGAAUGGCAUUGGGAAUGGACCUAGUCCUGGUCACUGGGAAUGGCACUGGGAUGACGGUGGUCAUGGGCCAAUGGGAAUGGGGCACUGGUUGCUGGUUACUGGGCUCUGGGUGCUGGGCACUGCACACUGGGUAAGACCCCUGGCUCCGAGCCCCUUGUGGCCCUAUGGCCCCAUCCCGGGGGUCUUGGAGGGGCUUGGCCAGGUGCAGCCUCCCCUCACUUCCACUCUCGGCUCCAGUGGGGCUGCUGGCCUUCCCUGGCACAGGUACUGGGAUGGGGCUGGGUUGAGGGUCCCUGCCCCAUGGCAUCCUUGUUACUGCCAGUGCAUUCCAGUGGGUUCCAGUAGAUCCCAGUGGGCCCCAGCAGGUCCCAGUAGGUCCUGGUGUAUGCAAAUGAUCCCAGUGAGUCCCAAAGUACACAGUAGUCCCAGCGGGUUCCAGCAGAUCCCAGUAGGUCCCAGCAGUUUCCAAUAGAUCUCAGCAGGUCCCAGCGGGCCCCAGAGCAUUCAGGGAUCCUAGCAGGUCCCAGUGAAUCCCAGUAGAUCCCAGUGGGUCCCAGAAUGUCCCAGAGCACACAGUGGUCCAAGUAGAUCUGAGCAGGUCCCAGUGAGUUCCAGUGGUUCUCAAUGGGUUUCAGAACAUCCCAGUGGGUCCCAGCAGAUCCCAGUAGAUCCCAACAGAUCAUAGAGCAUGUGGGGCCCCAGCAGUUCCCACUAUGUGCCAGCAGGUUCCGGUGGGUUCCAGCAGUUCUUAGUAUUUUCCAGUGGGUCCCAUUAGGUCCCAGUAAGUUCCAGCACAUCCCAGUAGGUCCCACCAGGUUCCAGUAGAUCCCAAUGGAUCCCAGAGCACACAGUGGUCCCAGUGGGUCCCUGUGGGUCCUGAUAAAUCUUGGUGGGUCCCAGAGCAUGUGAGGGUUCCAGCAGGUCCCAGUGGGUCCCUGAGCAUUCAGGGAUCCCAGCAGUUCCCAGUGGGUCCCAGUGGGUUUCAGCACAUCCCAGUAGGUCCCAGUGGGUUCCUGCAGGUCCCCAGUGGGUCCCAGAGCAUGCAGGGUUCCCAGCAGGACCCAGCAGUUCCCAGUAGGUCCCAGCUGGUCUUAACAGAUCCCGGAGCAUGUGGGGAGUUCCAGAAAUUCCGAGAGGGUCGCUCCAGUUCCCAGCGGGUCCCAGUAGGUCACAGAGCAUGCAGGGGUUCCUGGAGAGUCCCAACAGUUCCCAGGGGGUCCCAGUGUAUGCAGGGGUCCCUGUGGGUUCCCGCACAUCCCAGUGGGUCCCAGCAGAUCAAGUCCCUGAGCACAUGGUGGGUGCAGGUGGGUCCUGGUGGUGCCAGUGGCCCCAUACCCAAUGGCAUUCCCCAGCCCCGUUCCCGCUGCGCCUGGCCGGGGGUCCUGGGCGCUGCGUGGGGCGCGUGGAGCUGCUGCACGCCGGGCGCUGGGGCACAAUCUGCGACGACGACUGGGGGCUGCCGGAUGCGGCGGUGGUCUGCAGGCAGCUGGGCUGCGGGACUGCGCUGGCUGCCCCAUCAGGGGCCUGGUUUGGGGAAGGCUCCGGCCCCAUCUGGCUCAACCACGUGCGGUGCAGUGGCGAUGAGCAGCGCCUUUCCCAGUGCCGGCACCGAGGGUGGCACAGCCAUGUCUGCGCCCACGAGGAGGAUGCCAGCGUUGUGUGCUCGGCUCAUCCCCUGCUGUUGCCCGGAACGACGGAGCCCACUGGCGCUGCUGGCAGCACCCCAGCGGUCGGUGAGUGUUGCACAGCCAUGAGUGUUGCAUGGGGUGCAGGGUGUGGUAUGAGAUGCACAGGUGCAGCAUGCACAGGUAUGGGGUAAGCAGGUGUAGUAUGUGCAGGUACAAUGUGCAGGGCUGCAUAUGGUGGGCACCCAUAUGGCACGCAUGGUUAUAGAGUGCAUGGGUGCAGCAUGCAUUAGGAUGGGGUGCAGGGUUUUAGGCUUCACAGCAUGCACUCACAGAGCAUGCACAGGGCUGUAGGGAUGUGUUGGGGCAUGUGGUAUGGGAUGCAUAGGUGACAGCAUGCACAGGUAUGGUUGUGGGGACGUUGAGGGGACGGAGUGGGGUAGGGUGGGCUGUGGUAAGAAUAUUUUAAUAAGACAGAAGUGUGGAAGGAGCUGUGAUGGGGUUAGGAUGGAGAUGAGAUGGAUCUGGGAAGGAGCGUGGAAGGAGAAGGAAUGGAGAUGGGAUGAAAAAGGGAAGGGGGAAGGGAAGGAGUGGGAAAGGAGCAUGGAAAGAGCAGGGAUGGAGCCAGCAAGGAGUAGGAAUGAAGAUGGGAUAGAGAUGAGAUGGAGAGGGGCUGGAGCUGGAAUCAAAAGGGGUGGAGAAAGAUGCAGAAGGGAGUAGAGACAGCAAGGGAAAGAAAGGGGA